GAAUGCGUAGCUGUACCAUACUGAAAAUAUACUACAGUAUUUGCGAUGCUGUUCAACAAGGCCCUUGCGGAACACCAUCGAAGAAAGGAACUGUCGCAGCUUGAGCAAGACACGGCCACACGUGCCGCGCUAGCGGCGGUGCCCCGGCUGGCGAGUGCGCUGGUGGACGUCGCGAACGCAGACGUAUCCCAGAUCUACGAGCUACAGCUGGAGAUUGAGGCUGAGAGCCGCGCGGUGCGGGCGGAGGUGGCGGCGCUGGAGCGCAACCUGACGGCGGUGGCGGGCGCGGUGCGGCACGUGAGUGAGGCGCUCAAACAGCUCGGCGACUUUGAGAACUACGUGGAGGUGUUGGAGGAGAAGGUGGACCGAGUGACCGGCGCCCUGUUGGCGGCGCGGCAGCAGCAGCAGCAGCAGCAGCAGCAACAACAACAACAACAACAACAACAACAACAACAACAACAACAACAGGAGCCGCAGGCACCGCGCCACAGCGCCGCCUCCGCCACCGACCUGUCCACCGCGGUGCCGCCGCCGCUGGGCGCCAUCGCCGAGGCCAUCCGGGUCCAGGCGCGGCGGCACUCGGGCCUGCGCCGCUGCGCCGCCCGCCUGCUGUACGACCUGGCGGCGGUGCUGGGGGCCGGGGCCGGGGCCUGGGCGGAGGAUGCGGGUGCGGGUGCAGGCACGCCGGCGGCGGCGGCACCGGCGGCGACACACACAGCAGUGCCAGUAGCAGGAGAGGCACACGCACCGGUAGCGGCGGGUGCUACAGUUGCUACAGCCCCGCAUACGUGCCAGGGGCCGUUGCGCCCGGCCUUCCUGUUGGACUACUGCGCCGUGUCGGGCGGCGGCAGCGGCGGCGGCGGCGGCGGCGGCGGGGUGCCGCUGGAUGCGGUGAUGGCGGUGGUACGGGCGGCGGCGGCGGCGGCGGGGACGCAAGUGGCUGUGCUGACGCUCAACGGCUGUCACAUGGUGGGCCGGGUGGACGCACUGCGCCGCCACCUGGCGGCUGUAGCAGCGUCGGCGCAAGCGGCUGUAGCAGCCUCGGCGCAGGCGGCUGUAGCAGGCCACAAGAAGGCCGGUGAGGCAGUAGCAUCACUUGAGGAGCAGCCGGCAGUAGCAGCACUUGCAGCAUGCCCGCCAAUCUUCGUGGACUUCUGUGGCAGCAGCAGCUGCGGCGGCGGCGGCGGUGGUGGUGGCGGCCGCAAUGGCGGCGGGACACGGAGCAGCUUGCCCGGGCCUCGGUUGCUGUCGCCGGCGGAGGUGCAGGCCCUGGUCGGGCAGCUGGAGCCGCUGGCCACAGCAUUGGCCGAGGCGGCUGCAGCUGCACCCGCGGCAGCAGCAGCCGUCGCAGGAUCGACAGCGCCAGUGGCUCCAGCCGUUGCCGGCGGUGGCGGUGUUGUGGUGCAGCUGUGCCUAGACGCCGCCGGAGGCGGCAGCAAGGGCGGCGGCGGAGCCGCCGGCACCGCCUCCUCAUCCUGGUAUUGCGCUCGUGUGCGCGGCUCCGGCCGGCUGCCGCUGCAGCCCACGCUUCAGGGCCUGCUGCUGGGCUACCCUCUGGUGUACGUGGUGCACAGCCGGCAGGAGGCGGAGGCGGCCUCGCGCGUGCUGGCGGCGGCGGGGCUGCGACUGCACCGCGCGUUGGCGCCGCCGGCGCCUGGCGGGCCGCUGGCGGCGGCGCUGGCGGCGCUGGAGGCGGCACUCGGGGGCGAGGGAGCGGCCGGGGCGGCGGCGGCAGGCGGAGGACAGGCUGGGGAAGGCCCGGCAGGAGGUGGGGUUGGCGGCGGCGGCGGCGGUGGUGGUGGGAGGAGGAAGAAGAAGGGUGGUGGUAUGGCGGCCGUGCUGGCGGCCCUGGCGGCGGAUGACGACGCGGAUGGGGCGGCUGGGGAUACCGAUGCGGGCGAGGGUGAGGGGCGGCAGACUGGAGCGGGCGGGGCAAGUGGAGGGGGUGGCGUGGGGCCUGUUGGCCGCUCAGCUGGGCCGCGGCCACCCCCGGACCGCGACCUCGCCUGCCUGUGUGCGUUCUCGGUGCCGCGAGACCUGGCGGCGGCGCAGCCGGAGGCGGUGGCGGCGGCGGUGCGGGGCUGGAGCGCGGUGCUGGCGGCGGCGACGGGCGCGGCGGGAGUUGGGCCAGGCUGUGAGGAGGCGGCGGUGGUGGACUGGGGUCGUGGCGGAGGGCGGUGGUGGAGUGGGAGCUGGCUGGAGGCGGAGGAGCACGCCACGCCGUGUGUUGUGCUGUAGAGGUGUUGCGGUGCAUUCGCUGCAAUGCAGGGAUCUUGCUUCUUCAGGCCUGUCGUUGCUGGCCGCCCUUGCACCCCUCAGGCCCUUCGCAUUCCCAGCAACCCAGGGGCCAGGCAGCAUACCAGCCCCAUCAACACAUAGGGUGUGCGUCACGCACGGUCUUGUGCGCGGCGGCCAGAGGCCACGGCAGAUAGAUGACUUGCGUGGCUGGUCCAGCACGUUUCCCAGUGCCGCACGGCACCAGCUGAUGUACUCUUAUCAUUGACCGGA
Messenger RNA from Chlamydomonas reinhardtii, 2508 nucleotides. RefSeq lists its product as uncharacterized. The transcript has 9 exons. The coding region runs from base 46 to 2238 and encodes 730 amino acids. The record is from RefSeq and is a predicted model, not a curated record. Lineage: Eukaryota; Viridiplantae; Chlorophyta; Chlorophyceae; Chlamydomonadales; Chlamydomonadaceae. Gene Ontology annotation, cellular component: BLOC-1 complex. Gene Ontology annotation, biological process: endosomal transport.